Larimichthys crocea (large yellow croaker) is the source of this 4196-nucleotide messenger RNA. RefSeq names its product arylsulfatase B (gene arsb). Bases 97 to 1692 code for a protein of 531 amino acids. The record is from RefSeq and is a predicted model, not a curated record. Gene Ontology annotation, molecular function: sulfuric ester hydrolase activity. The transcript is spliced from 8 exons. Lineage: Eukaryota; Metazoa; Chordata; Actinopteri; Sciaenidae.
CUUUCACGUGAUUGGUCUCUGCAGCCGAGGCAGUGUUUUCAAUUUGCGGAACACGGAAAUGAGAGCUCGCCUUGGCUGCAGUUUUUUAGUUCAGUGAUGCAUAUUUAUACAAAUAUAUUUAUUAAUGAAAUGAAGUUAUUCAGUUCGCUCCUCGGAGCCGCCGUACUCCUCCUCGUCAGCCUCCCGGUGCUUCCAGCGGCUCGGCAGCCGCACGUCGUCUUCGUCCUGGCGGAUGACUUCGGCUGGUACGACGUCGGCUACCACAGCUCCGAGAUCAGAACCCCGAACCUGGACAAGCUGUCAGCCGGAGGGGUCCGCCUGGAGAACUACUAUGUGCAGCCUCUGUGCACCCCGUCCAGGAACCAGCUCAUGACGGGGAGGUACCAGAUCCACACAGGCAUGCAGCACCAGAUCAUCUGGCCCUGUCAGCCGUACUGCGUGCCUCUGGAUGAGAAACUGCUGCCCCAGCUGAUGAAGGAGGCGGGCUACGCCACGCACAUGGUGGGCAAGUGGCACUUGGGCAUGUACAAGAAGGACUGCCUCCCCACGCGCCGAGGCUUUGACACAUACUUUGGCUACCUGACAGGCAGCGAGGAUUAUUACAGCCAUGUCCGCUGUUAUCACAUCAAUCCUCUGAACCUGACCCACUGUGGGUUGGACCUGCGGGAAGGAGAGGAGGUCGCCACCGAAUACAAAGGACUCUACUCCACCGAGCUGUUCAGCCAGAGGGCCACCAGCCUCAUUGAGAAACACAACUCCACCAAGCCGCUCUUCCUCUACGUGGCGUUGCAAGCAGUCCAUGAACCGCUGCAGGUCCCGGAGCGCUACACGGCCCCCUACGGUUUCAUCAAAGACCACAACCGCAGGCUGUACGCCGGCAUGGUGUCGGCCAUGGACGAGGCUGUGGGCAACAUCACUCUGGCUUUGCAGCAGGAAGGACUCUGGGACAACACGGUGCUGGUGUUCUCGACAGAUAACGGAGGUCAAACACUAAGUGGUGGCAGCAACUGGCCACUGCGGGGAAGGAAGUGGUCACUGUGGGAAGGAGGGAUCCGGGGAGUCGGAUUCGUCGCCAGCCCGCUACUGAAGCGACCGGGGACCGUCAGCCGCGAACUCAUCCACAUCUCAGAUUGGCUGCCAACACUUGUAGUUGGCCUGGCGGGAGGGAGCACCGACCGCACGAAGCCGCUGGACGGAUUCAACGUGUGGAACACGAUCAGCAAAGGGUUCGCCUCACCCAGACUGGAGCUGCUGCACAACAUUGACCCUCUGUAUAAUGACAUCGCUCCAUGUCUUGGCAUGAAGCGUCAGUUAACUUUGGCUCAGGUGGGCAGCAGCGGACAAUCCCGGGCCAACUCCGGCUUCAAUGUGUCCAUUCACGCAGCCAUUCGAUCCUCAAACUGGAAGCUGCUGACUGGAUACCCAGGUUGUGACAUUUGGUUCCCCCGGCCCGGCCACAACAGCUCAGAGUCGAGGUCUUCGGACGUGGAUCCGCUGAACUCCGUAAUGCUGUACGACGUAGAAAAAGAUCCAGAGGAGAGGAACGAAGUGUCGGCACAGUACCCCACGGUCGUGGAUUAUCUCCUCAAUCGGCUUCACAAAUACCAGGAGAGCGCUUUGCCAAUAAACUUCCCUGAUGAUGACCCCAGAUGUGACCCAGGCCCCACUGGAGCCUGGGGACCCUGGGCUUAGAGGGCAAUGACAAUGAUGAAGCUUUGUUUACUGUGAAGAACAGGAAUCUCUUUUGUAAAGACGAAUGAAGUUUUAGAAACAGCUCAGCACGUAAUCAAUUCAGUCUAAAUUAAUUAAAGAAAAUAGAAUUUUUUAUUGUGACCAACUUUUUACUUUUUCACAAACUCAGUCGUUAAUCGACUGCCGUUAUUAUCGAUCCCUGUGUCUGAGCUUUAGGUUUAGUUAAAGUGAUUAUGUAAAGCUACACAUGUUGCUGAUUUGUAAAGAGGGGCCUCCCUGUUGUUUCAGGUAUUUGCACUUCAUUUAUCUACUGUUGAGAAUCAGCAGGCUCCUUGUCUGUGUCAAACAUGAAGCCGUGAAUAGAUUUUAACCUGAGAGAAAUAUAUUUUGAAGAUUUGUACAGAAGAGAGCAGCACGUUAGACGUGAAGAGUAAAUGUAUAUCAUGGGAAAUAAAGCCAAUGCUAAAGUGCCAAAAACUGCAGUUCCUCUAACGUCCACUUGAGGCUGGCUCCAGACGUGAGUCAGUCUCCAUAAGUCCCCAUGUUCAAAUGUCCAACUUGUUCAGAUUAUAUUAAGGCUUAAAGUUAUACUUCUGGAGGCCAGGACCCCAGAUUUUGAGCCUCAAAAUGUCUCUUCAGAAACUGAAGUUACGCAUAGGACUUCUUUUCUUUGUACUCACUCAGUCAUUGAUGCCUACAUACAAGAAAAAAGACAGCAAGAACCUGUUCUCACCACUUGAAUCACCUUGAAUAUAUAUCAUUUUAUAUGUUCCGCAUCGAGGAACCAGUUGAGGUGGCUCGGGCAUCUCGUGAGGAUGCCUCCUGGACGUCUCCCUGGUAAGAUGUUCCGGGCAUGUCCCCCCGGGAGGCGGCCCCAGGGAAGACCCAGGACAUGCUGGAGGGACUAUGUCUCUCGGCUGGCCUGGGAACGCCUUGGGGUCCCCCUGGGAGAGCUGGACGAAGUGGACGGGGAGAGGGAAGUCUGGGCUUCCCUGCUGAAGCGGCUGCCCCCGCGACGCGAUAAUGGAUAAAGCGGGAGAAGACGAGACAAGAUGACGAGACGAGACCAAAUUAUACAAAGAGUUGAGGUCACAGAUGGUGGAGACCAAAAUCAGAGCAAAAAAAUUGCAAAUUUUUGACUCGCAUUCAGAACCACAACUCCAAAUGGCUUAAAGAUGAUAAUGUGUGAGUGUUUACAGCUUUAAAAAAAUAUGUUUUACAAGAUCUAUUGUACACGACUCCAUUCCUAAGUGCCUACUGGUUGUGUUUGUUCUGGAAACAAAAAAAAAACAUAAUAAAAAGGCUAAAAAUGCUGUACAAGUUUGUUUUUAAGGUUACUCUAGGUUCCUUAAAGUUAACGAGUACGUGCUAAAUAUGUUAGUGGUGUAUUUCAGGGGGUGGUAAUGUGAGGAAUUUCUUGUGCACUUCAGGUAUCUCUUAUGUUAUGGCUCCCACAUGCCAGCCAUUCAUGAAUACACUGUUCUCACUGAGGUGAUUUAGAUCGAGUUCUGGUGAGAUCUUCUACGUGAUGCAGUUAAACUAAACUAGAAGGUAAAUUUUUUUUUGAUCAUUUGCAUAUUUGGAAUCUUAAGCAGCAGAAACUAAUCUCGUUAAUACAUACACUCUCUUUGACCUCCGACCUCUCUGUGAUUGAUCUCCCAUUGGCAGCAGCAUGAGGACUACCACAGGAAAUGCUCCCUGCAGAGAAUGGGCCGGCCCUGUCCUAAUGUGGGCCGUGACCCUUAACCUGCCGUGUGAGUUGAUUGGCAGCUGAGCAAGGACAAACAGCAACGCUGGUUACUGCCGUGGAGCCGUUUCACGUUACUGCGACUCUUGUUUUCUUUUUUAUAAAAGUGCUAAAUCUAUUUUCUUAUCCAACUCCUGUCAAAAAGCGAAUUUUAAUGUCCUUUAAUGAUGAAUGAAUGUGCGUUAAUGACCAAACUGAACAAGUAGGAGGCGCCAAAACGUGUAUAGUGUGAGUUGUUUAUUAGUUGAGAUCACACACACACACACACUUCUCUGGAUCGCCUUAACUUCUGGUAAUUGGCACAGGUUGUAUGGUUUCACCUAAUUUUACUUGUGCGCUCGGUUGCAGGAUUCAGGAUUUAGCUAUUAUCUCCCAUCAUAUUAUGUCAUAUCGUCUCGUAUAGUUUUGCCCUGUUAUGCCAAAUAAAGUUGUCUGUUAUCUUUCUGCUAAUAAACACUGUUGGACAGUGGUUGCUACAUGGGCCUUGAGCUGGGAUUGUUUUUAUCAAACUACUGUUUCUUUGGCCCAGAAUCAACUUCGAUGCUGAAUUAAUUUUCAGAUUUUGGUCUGUUUUCUUACUGAAUUAUUGAUCUCCCAUAUGGCCUGCCUGGGGCUGACUGUGUGAUGCCACACACAUGCUUAAAUUUUAAAAAUCGGCAUAAUUUUUGUUGUUUGUUUGUUUAAGAAUACGUUUCUAAUUUUAUCUGUAUGCCCCGUGUGUGUGUAUACGUGCUUCAAAAUAAACCACGACCUACCA